Messenger RNA from Lecanosticta acicola, 1539 nucleotides. The record is from the annotation of a GenBank genome assembly. Lineage: Eukaryota; Fungi; Ascomycota; Dothideomycetes; Mycosphaerellales; Mycosphaerellaceae.
AUGGUAGCUGGUGGUAGUAAGCCAUAUUGUGCUUCAAGUGACAUUCCCUUGCCUUACUCCUUCUAACCGCGCUUCACCUGCACAGCACGAUAUCUUUCCCUUGCAGCACGAUAUGUAAGUUCCCGCCAUUCGAUCCGGAGCAGAGCACAGCCCAGGCCACGCUGACGGAGAUUGGAUGUAGGAGACUCAUCGUCCGCGACGACAAGGCCACGGCCUCAAAAUACAUCUCCGACUACAUCAUCCAACGCAUCCUGUCCUUCGAGCCCACGCCCGAGAAGCCCUUCGUCCUGGGUCUCCCAACCGGUUCCUCUCCCGAGGGCAUCUACAAGAACCUCGUCCAAGCUCACAAGCAUGGCGAGAUUUCCUUCAAGAACGUCAUCACGUUCAACAUGGUUCGUGUCACCUCUGGUCUGAAAUGGACGAGGGACAUGGACUCAAUGAAUUGUAGGACGAAUAUGUCGCGAUCCCCCGAGAACACCCGGAAUCUUACCAUUCCUUCAUGUAUAAGCACUUCUUCAGCCAUGUUGAUGUCGAUCCAGCGAAUAUCAAUAUCUUGAAUGGCAAUGCUCCCGAUCUCGAAGAAGAAUGCAUAGCAUACGAAGAGAAGAUCAGACGGGCCGGAGGGAUCGAAUUGUUCCUCGGAGGCAUUGGACCGGAUGGCCAUAUCGCUUUCAACGAGCCCGGGUCGAGCUUGAAAAGUCGCACUCGCGUCAAGACGUUGGCGUAUGAUACGAUUAUUGCGAAUUCAAGAUUCUUUGAGAAUGACCUGAACAAGGUGCCGAAGAUGGCCUUGACUGUGGGAGUGCAGACUGUUCUGGAUGUCAGUUGGUCGCUGCAAGCAUGAUGAGCGAAACUUUCAUGCUGACAAUCAGAUGUACAGGCACGAGAGGUCGUCGUCAUCAUCACGGGAGCACACAAGUCCCUCGCACUGCAGAAGUGCAUCGAAGGCGGUGUCAAUCAUAUGUGGACCUUGUCCUCCCUGCAAUUACAUCCUCAUGCCAUGAUCGUUGUCGAUGAGGAUGCGACGCUGGAACUGCAGGUCAAGACCGUCAAGGUAUGUUUUGCCCAUCAUCCGGCAAAAGACCAUGUCUCUCCGGUAGCCCCCGUCGAGAUGCAUUUCGCACCGACACUCACCUCUCUCACGUGUAGUACUUCAAAUCCAUCGAACAAGUCGCAACCUCCCAAGGCUUCGGCCAAGCCCUCGCACCAGAAGCAAAAGUCGCAAAGAAACGCGAUUCCGUCCUCGAGAAACUCGACAGUCCCAGAUCCCCUACAUCCGCAAAUCCUUCUUUCCUCGCUCCGGGUCCUAGGCCUAUCCUCGAACGCCAAAUCACGGCCGAACCUGAUUCUUCACUCGCUCCUCCGACCGAAAGACCUGAGCUCACGCGCGCUGUCACGCCGGAACUUGUGCCUGAUUCGAUGCACGCGAGGUUGCCGGAGCAGAGGCCGGAGGCGGGAUUAGAGGGGUUGGAGACGAAGGAAUUGCCGCUCAAGGCGAUGCAUGAGAGGGUCGAUUCGGCGGGUCCGAAGGUGGCGUAG